Procambarus clarkii (red swamp crayfish) is the source of this 2184-nucleotide messenger RNA. The record is from RefSeq and is a predicted model, not a curated record. NCBI's taxonomy places the organism in Eukaryota, Metazoa, Arthropoda, Malacostraca, Decapoda, Cambaridae.
AUGUGGCUGCUUGACCUUCCUGGUGUUGCGGUUGAGGUGGCUGUUCCCGAGGUGUUGCGUGUGGAGGUGCGUGUGGAGGUGCGUGUGGAGGUGCCUCCGCGUGUUGCUGCGGCGGCCGUCUUGCAUGGCCACGUGGGGCGUGCCCGCGAGCCGCCGCCCUGUGGUUCCACUCGCCCGCCUGCGGAGGUGGUGAGGACAGUGGAGGAUUGUGAUGACUUGCGGCCGGUUCCGAAGCGGACGCGUCGUGUUGACAGGCCGGACUUCUGGGGCCUGAUCAACCCAGACUGGAGCCUGUGCAGCAAGGGGCGGCGCCAGAGCCCUAUAGAUAUAGACCCGGCUCGCCUCCUCUACGACCCCAACCUCCGCCUCCUCCAUGUCGACAAACACAGGGUGUCAGGGAGCCUGGAGAACACAGGUCACAGCGUGGUGCUGACCCUGGACGGGGGCAAGACCCCCAUCAACGUGACCGGAGGACCCCUCUCCUACCGCUACCAGCUCACAGAGGCACAUCUCCGCUACGGCAUUGUCGACCUCUUGGGCUCCGAGCACACCAUCAACGGCAGAGCCUUCCCCGCUGAGCUGCAGAUCUUCGGCUACAACUCUCAGCUCUACGCUAACUUCUCCCAGGCGCUGGACAAAGCUUACGGCAUCGUCGGCAUCUCCAUUCUCAUCCAGAUCGGAGAGAGGUCCAACCCAGCGCUGAGCCAACUGACAGCAGGAGUGGACAAGAUUAAGUAUGUUGGUGACCAGUACACAGUGCACCACCUGAGCGUGCACGACCUGCUACCAGACACCUCCUACUACAUGACCUACGAGGGCUCCACCACCAUGCCCGCCUGCCACGAGACUGUCACAUGGGUCAUGGUCAACAGACCCAUCUACAUCACCAAGCAGCAGCUGUAUGGUCUACGACAACUGAAGCAGGGGGAGGAGGCCGGCCAGGCUGGGGCGCCCCUCGCUAACAACUUCCGCCCACCACAGAAGCUGCACCACAGGCCCGUCCGCACCAACAUUGACUUUACCAAUGCUGGAGGAAACUGCCCCUCCAUGCACCGGGAAGCCUAUUACAAAGCCCACAACUUCACUCACGAGCACAGGACGCCCAUGACCAGCCAACAGCUGGACGCUGAGUUAGCUCGCUUCCUCUGCUCACGCCCCGAGGACCACUGAGCCGUCUCUCUCAGCUCUGGGAUAAACUACGUCCUCCUCAGUGUCCUCUCCAUCUAGGCUAUCCCCCGGGAAGGCCUCCGUGUUCCUCAGAGGCUACAAUGACAAAGAGGAUGAACAUCAUAUUCCUCCAUACCCAGGUUGACCCCGAAGGUAUCUACUGUGCCCAGGUCGACUUCGAGGACACUCGUCGUGUCCCUCCGUGCCCAGGUCGACUUCGAGGACACUCGUCGUGUCCCUCCGUGCCCAGGUCGACUUCGAGGACACUCGUCGUGUCCCUCCGUGCCCAGGUCGACUUCGAGGACACUCGUCGUGUCCCUCCGUGCCCAGGUCGACUUCGAGGACACUCGUCGUGUCAAUCCGUGCCCAGGUCGACUUCGAGGACACUCAUUGUGUUCCUCCGUGCCCAGGUCGACUUCGAGGACACUCAUUGUGUUCCUCCGUGCCCAGGUCGACUUCGAGGACACCCAUCGUGUCCCUCCGUGCCCAGGGAAGUCCAUGGAGUUCCAGGCAGGGGUGUCCUGCGUGUCCCCACUGCCGCCACGGACCCCAGCGUGCGAGGCGAGUCCCCACACCAGCUCAAAACAGAGAUCUUGCAACUCUGCCAUACAGAAGAAUUUGCAGAGAAUCUUUAAGACGCAAUACAAGAGAAGGAAUACAGGAAGGAGGUAACUCAAUGAUGGUUGUAGGGCAGCUGGUUCGUGUGACGCCAUGCGUGACUUCGGGAUGAUACCACCUGCAACAACGCGCAUCCACAGGUGGCAAACGCGCACCUACAAAGGGGAUGCAAAUUAGCAAUAUAAGACAUGGACUUGCAGCUGGCACACGGACUCGCCGCCAGUUCUUGGACUCACAGCUGGCUUGUGAGCUCACAGCUGGUGCACGUGGUGGGGAAGAACAUGUAACGACAAAUCAGUUCAAACUACGCCGCACAAACUCUUUUGUGUUGAUAGUGAAGAUGAAAGAUGAUAUUAAGAUAUUAAUAUGAUCAACCCAGGCAGGGAAUAAGUGAUUAAU